Messenger RNA from Eublepharis macularius, 3917 nucleotides. RefSeq names its product oxidative stress responsive kinase 1 (gene OXSR1). The record is from RefSeq and is a predicted model, not a curated record. Gene Ontology annotation, biological process: protein phosphorylation. NCBI's taxonomy places the organism in Eukaryota, Metazoa, Chordata, Lepidosauria, Squamata, Eublepharidae. The coding region runs from base 171 to 1751 and encodes 526 amino acids. Gene Ontology annotation, molecular function: ATP binding; protein serine/threonine kinase activity. The transcript is spliced from 18 exons.
CCCCUGCGCGCCGGAGGGAGUGGAAGCGGGUCGCGGCGGCGGCGGCUGGGCGAAGCUCCGGGCAGCGCCGACCUCCUCGCUCCUCUCCAGCCGGGCCUGCCUGCGUCUGAGGCGGGCGAGCGGCCGCCGCUGCUGCUGCUGGUGGUGCCGCCGCUGCUGCCGCUGCUGCCAUGGCUGCGGAGGACUCCAGCGCCCUGCCCUGGUCCAUCAACAAGGAUGACUACGAGCUGCAGGAGGUGAUCGGCAGCGGGGCAACGGCCGUGGUGCAAGCAGCGUACUGCAGCCCAAAGAAAGAGAAAGUGGCGAUUAAGCGGAUCAACCUGGAGAAAUGUCAGACCAGCAUGGAUGAACUUCUGAAAGAAAUCCAAGCUAUGAGCCAAUGCCAUCACCCCAACAUCGUCUCUUAUUAUACAUCGUUUGUAGUGAAAGAUGAACUCUGGUUAGUGAUGAAGCUUCUGAGUGGAGGGUCUGUUCUGGAUGUUAUUAAACAUAUUGUGGCAAAAGGAGAACACAAGAGCGGCGUCUUGGAUGAAGCAACGAUAGCCACGAUUCUGAAAGAGGUGUUGGAAGGGCUGGAAUACCUGCAUAAAAACGGACAAAUCCACAGGGAUGUGAAAGCUGGAAACAUUCUUUUGGGAGAAGAUGGCUCAGUCCAGAUUGCAGACUUUGGUGUUAGCGCUUUUUUAGCCACCGGUGGUGAUAUUACUCGAAAUAAAGUGAGAAAAACCUUUGUGGGCACGCCUUGCUGGAUGGCACCUGAAGUUAUGGAGCAGGUGAGAGGCUACGAUUUCAAGGCAGACCUCUGGAGUUUCGGAAUUACGGCAAUCGAGCUUGCCACGGGGGCAGCGCCUUACCACAAGUACCCCCCCAUGAAGGUCUUAAUGUUGACGCUACAAAAUGACCCUCCUUCGCUUGAGACGGGAGUGCAAGAUAAGGAGAUGCUAAAGAAGUAUGGGAAGUCAUUCCGGAAGAUGAUUUCAUUGUGCCUACAGAAGGACCCUGAGAAAAGGCCAACAGCAGCUGAACUCCUAAGACACAAAUUUUUCCAGAAAGCAAAGAACAAAGAAUUUUUACAAGAAAAAAUGUUGCAGAGAGCCCCGACGAUCACCGAAAGAGCCAAAAAGGUCCGGCGAGUCCCGGGUUCCAGCGGGCGUCUUCACAAGACAGAGGACGGUGGCUGGGAGUGGAGCGAUGACGAGUUUGAUGAAGAAAGCGAAGAGGGCAGAGCGGCCAUCUCACAGCUCAGGUCUCCGAGGGUUAAAGAAUCUUCUCAGAAUUCAGAGCUCUUUCCAUCAGCUGAGCCUACAGGCCCGUUGCUCAACGUCCCAACUCCGGCUCCUGCGCAACUACCUCAGCCUACGGGACAAGCCCCUCCUGCACAGCCAACUCCUGCGGUCCCCUCUGCUGCAGCACAGGCACCGUCAGCCCCUGCAGCAGCCCCCGCCCAAGAAGAGACUAAAGUUCCCAUCAGCCUCGUUCUAAGGUUAAGGAAUUCAAAGAAAGAACUCAAUGACAUUCGGUUUGAAUUCACCCCUGGAAGAGACACUGCUGAUGGGGUAUCCCAAGAACUCAUCUCGGCUGGGCUUGUGGAUGGCAGAGACUUGGUAAUAGUUGCGGCCAACUUGCAAAAAAUUGUGGAAGAGCCUCAGACGAACCGUUCUGUCACUUUCAAACUGGCAUCUGGUGUCGAAGGCUCGGAUAUCCCCGAUGACAGCAAACUCAUUGGCUUUGCCCAGCUCAGUAUCAACUAAGACGACACUCCCAGAUGAUGGCCUCCGCGGGUGCAGCUUUUGAAUGCUUCUCUCGGCCUAAAAGCAAAACCACUACUGCCAAAGAACCAAACUUACAGGCCCCUUUCUUCGGAGCGUUGGCCUUCCUUCUUUCCUCAGUAGCAUCACCCCGGCCUCCCAGCGUUGCCCCCUCUUCCCCCACCCACCAUUGGAUAUGGUCGACUCGUCACCUACUCACACUCACUUCUCUCAUUUCCUUCAUCUCAGAUGUGCAUAUUCAUCCCUCCCUUUGCCCGCAUGUUUGUCGUUCAUGAUUGCCUUAACUAUUUAAAAAAGAAAAUGAGAAAUACUACUGAGAGUACGAAACAGGGGUUCCUCUACUCUUAACUUUUCCGCUGCGUGUUCGUUGUUAAUGUUUGUUUGUUUGUACUUUAGACUGACUUCUUUUAGCUUGACCUCAUAGUCUUGUGCCACCACGAAGGAUUUGGCUGGGGUGGUGGGGGCAGUUGUAUUUGGGCCCACCUUAACCACACAGGUUCGAAAAAGCACAGCGGUGGAGAGCAAACUCGUAACUAAAAUGUUAGGAAUCCACCUAAUGAAGUCUUAGGUAAGACGUGAACUUCUGACUGAUCGAUUGUUAAGGGACUCUUUCAAACAGGUUUAGGGCGAAAGAGAAAAUGUUUUGUCGGCCCCAUGAUGAGCCUUCAGCCUGUCUUCCAUCGUUGCACAGAUGGAAAUCUUGGGGAGUAGGAUUCUUGGCUGGGUUUUUUUUUAAGCUUUGCAAUUUCGAGAGCCACUGGUUGUGUCACUCUCUUAUACCACUUGCGCACGCACUUCUAGACACCUUUGCAGGGCACUGCUUGAUUUUAACUCCACCCACGUACGAUGUCACACCACACCCCCUGCACAUAUCACAGUCAGAGGCUAGCUGACCACAAAGUGGAUGAGACUGCAGGCAACCGUUAAGGUUUGUGCCACCUUUUUGUUUUUUCAGUUAAGGAAUCUCUGCCAGGGAGGGCGGCAUAAAAAGAGACAAUAACUUGAUUCCAAAGUGGCAUCUUUUUAGUUGCUCUUUGCAGGCCUUUUAUUCGGUGCCUAUUUUCUCAUCUAGGACUGUUUUGCCGCAGUCGGGUUUCCCAUGUAGAACGGUGCCAAGAGAUGGUACAGGGAUUACUGCUAAUUCCCAGUGUUCCUGGCAGUGGAAAAGUUCUUCAAGAUCAGCGUUUCUGUCCCAGGAAUUUUGGCAUCUUGGAGUUCUUGGGCUUUUUCCAUUCUCAAGACUUUUUAAUGAGAAUUGUCUCCAUGAUAGGUUUAAAAAAAAAAGCGUGACGAUACGUUUAAAGCUAGUUUUAUGCUUCCUUUCAUUUGUCUUGCAUCUUAACAAUGAAAUCCUGGGAACUGUAGUUGUGUUAAGGGGGUAGGAAUCUUUAUGCACCCCCCCCCCUCCAUCUCCCUAGUUGACUACAUUGGGAACAACAUAUUUGGAUUGCCCAUGACAGUGUAAAGGAAUCUUCUAAAAGGGAGACUAUAGAGGUGGGCGCUUUUAACUGGAGCAAGGCGGUUUUGCGUGGUUUAACUUUGUACAGUAGAUACGCUGGUAAAAGCAUAGUGAUUUAUAAAAUUGGAUGUUCUCCAAACAUGGAUAUUCUGAACAAAAGUUAAUCAUGCAGUCUGGCAAUUGGAAGUAAUUUCUGUGUCUCUCUCUGUGCGUGUGUGUGUGUGCAUUUCUGUUUCUUUUGAAGCAUAAUUAGUUUUCUGCAACUGUUUGCAAAAACAGACUGGUUUUUUCAAGAUAAACACACUUUCUGUCCUCUUUCUGUGCAGAUUGGUACAUAAUGGAACCACCCCUGUUCUAUAUUACAGCAAUAAAAAAAUACCCAUAUUGCCGGUAGAUUCAUACCUGGUGAGAUUAAGCUCUGGACCAUGUUGUCCUUUCUGCUGCACUUAACUGCUUGGAAUUUUGCAAUUUUUUUUUCUUUUAUACUCUCAGCCCAAGCAUCAGUUUGAUCAAGACAAUGUAACUGAAACCAAUAGUACUCGUGUUUAGUAUUUUUUAAAGCAAACAACAACAAAAGAGUAUGUGUUUUUCAUUUUUUUGAAUUUCUACGUAUAAAUUAUACCUUUUCGUUUGAAAAAAAAACCCAAUUGUAAUGCAAUAUGUGAAUAAAAAAUGGUGUUUGAUUCCUU